This is a messenger RNA of Microthlaspi erraticum, 222 nucleotides long. Lineage: Eukaryota; Viridiplantae; Streptophyta; Magnoliopsida; Brassicales; Brassicaceae. The record is from the annotation of a GenBank genome assembly.
AUGGCGGGUGUAGUCUUAGGAUUUGUGAAGAAAUACGGUUUUGAGAGCUUGUUAGUGGGAGUGCCGGUUUUUGGUUACGUACAGUUGAUGAGAUUGGAGAAGAAAGUCAAGGAGAAGGAGGAGAUCAUGAGGAUCAUGUUUGAGGAUCUCAAGGCGCAAGGACGGGUCAUAGUCAUAGAUGAUGAAAUGAUGAGAUCUGUUGCGUCUCAGGUCAAUAACUGA